GGAUCAGGAAGGGGCGGAAUUGGAGGGAGAGGACGUGGAAGGAGGAACCAAGAUGGCGGUUCUAAUGACAACGAGGAUAAACCUGCAAGCUGGAGCACCGGUUCGGGUAAUACUGGAGGGUGGAGCAGCAGUGGUGGUGCAGGAUCUUGGAGCCGAGGAGGUGAUGAGAAGAACCAGCAGCAGAGUUGGAAGACGAACAAUGAAGGCGGUGACCAAUCCGGUGGUCAGGGAUCGGGUUGGAAGGAACCAAGUGGAAAUGAACAAAAUACUUGGAAAUCAUCUGGCGCUUCUGGCUGGAAUAAAUCAAGUGCAGGCAAGGAUAUCGAAGAGAGCGGCAGUCAGAAGAGCAGCUGGGGGCAAGCAGCAGCAAAGACAGAUGCUCAAGCUGGUGGAGGUUGGGGCAAGUCAGCAUCAGGUUGGAAUGGAGGAUCUGAAGAUCAAACAACAAAGAAGGAUGACAAUGCAGGUGCUAAAGAUGGAGGUUGGCAGAAGCCUGCUUCUCAUGGCAACAACUGGAAAUCUUCAGAGACUUCUGGCGAGGGCCAAUCUUCCACCUGGAAGCAAUCAACCACGCACAACGAAACCGACACUGGCCAAAACAGCAACCCGAGCCAAGAAGCCAAUGCAGGUGCCACCCAAGGAGGAGGAGGAGGUUGGGGGAAGCCUGCAUCAAGUUCUGGAGCUUGGGGAAAAUCCAGCUCUGCAGACGGGGGAAAGUCGUCAUCCGAUUGGGGUCAGUAAUGGAUGACAAUAAUCUCUAAAUCUACGUUUUGUGGACAAACCAAAAGGAAGUACACUCUUAAGACUGUUUUCUAAGGCCAUUAAUGGAUCUGGUACUCCUAGUCCUUGUUAAUAUCUUUAUAAUACUCGAAAUAUUCGUAAACUAAGCUAUCAUUCUGUGUAGUUUCAUAUCUUUGAGCAUGUUUGAUUAACUAGGGAAGUUGUAGGAUCUAAUAUCUUAACUUUUCGUGCAUUGGUUGUCUGAUUCAGUCAGUUUCUUGGAAGAAACUUGGCUUUGGUUUUUGGUAUUUGUUAAAGAAGGAAUUGUGCAGUAGAAUGAAUGUAGCAGAUCUUUUCCCUCUCCCCUCUCCUUAUGAAAGAGAGGGAGAGAAUUUGUAAUCCAUGUGCUAUGUUGCAGUUGCAGACAA
Momordica charantia (bitter melon) is the source of this 1148-nucleotide messenger RNA. The record is from RefSeq and is a predicted model, not a curated record. NCBI's taxonomy places the organism in Eukaryota, Viridiplantae, Streptophyta, Magnoliopsida, Cucurbitales, Cucurbitaceae.